Molecule: messenger RNA, 13669 nt
Organism: Anguilla anguilla (European eel)
Lineage: Eukaryota; Metazoa; Chordata; Actinopteri; Anguilliformes; Anguillidae
Product: WD repeat and FYVE domain-containing protein 3
Exons: 65
Coding region: 160-10767 (3535 amino acids)
Molecular function (GO): metal ion binding; protein binding
Source: RefSeq, a predicted model, not a curated record
GCUGCUUUGCACACUGACACAAUAGUGUCCUGGUACUCCCAGUGAAGGGCCAAGGUCCCGGCUCCUAUUGAAGCCCUUCUCUCUGGACCUGGAGCAAGCCGGCUGCUGGCAGUGGCUUUUCUUUGGGAUCUCACAGCAAACGGGGGGUAUAAUAUUGAGAUGCUGGAGGGACAUCGGGAGAGCAGCAGGGCUGGCUUUGUCCUGAAGAAGCCGCUCAAGAUGAACAUGGUGAAGAGGAUCAUGGGACGGCCGCGGCAGGAGGAGUGCAGCCCCCAGGACAACGCGCUGGGCCUGAUGCACCUGCGUCGCCUGUUCUCCGAGCUGUGCCACCCGCCGCGUCACAUGACCCAGAAGGAGCAGGAGGAGAAGCUGUACAUGAUGCUGCCUGUCUUCAACCGGGUAUUUGGGAACGCCCCGCCCAGCACGAUGACAGAAAAGUUCUCUGACCUGCUGCAGUUCACCACCCAGGUGUCCCGGCUGAUGGUGACCGAGAUCCGACGGAGAGCGUCUAAUAAAUCCACAGAGGCCGCCAGUCGAGCCAUUGUGCAGUUCCUGGAGGUGAACCAGAGUGAGGAGGCCAGUCGGGGCUGGAUGCUGCUUACCACCAUUAACCUGCUGGCCUCAUCAGGACAGAAAACGGUGGACUGCAUGACCACGAUGUCCGUUCCCUCCACGCUGGUGAAGUGUCUGUACCUCUUCUUUGACCUGCCGCUCGUACCCGAGGUCCCGGGCGCGGCGCAGACCGAGCUGCCUCUGGCCGACCGCCGGGCCCUGCUGCAGAAGGUCUUUGUGCAGAUCCUGGUGAAGCUGUGCAGUUUUGUGUCUCCGGCCGAGGAGCUGGCCCAGAAGGACGACCUGCAGCUCCUGUUCAGCGCCAUCACCUCCUGGUGCCCCCCCCACAACCUGCCCUGGAGGAGGAGCGCCGGGGAGGUGCUGAUGACCAUCUCCCGCCACGGCCUGAGCGUCAACGUGGUCAAGUACAUCCACGAGAAAGAGUGCUUGUCCACGUGCAUUCAGAACAUGCAGCAGUCGGACGACCUCUCGCCCCUAGAGAUCGUGGAGAUGUUCGCCGGUCUCUCCUGUUUCCUGAAGGACUCCAGUGACGUGUCCCAGACCCUCCUGGAUGACUUCCGCAUCUGCCAGGGGUACACAUUCCUCUGUGACCUGAUGCUGAGGUUAGAACAGGCCAAAGAGGACGAUUCCAAAGAUGCGCUGAAGGACCUGGUCAACCUGGUGACGUCUCUCAGCACGUACGGAGUGGGCGAGCUGAAGCCGGCCGGUCUCACCACGGGGGCGCCGUUCCUCCUGCCCGGCUUCGUGGUGCCGCAGCCCUCCUGCAAAGGUCACACGGUGAGGAACAUCCAUGCCUUCUCGGUACUCCAGAACGCCUUCCUGAAAGCCAAAACCAGCCGCCUCACCAGCAUCAUUCUGGACGCCAUCGCCAACAUCUACAUGGCCGACAACGCCAACUACUUCAUCCUGGAGGCCCAGCACACCCUCUCCCAGUUCGGCGAGAAGAUCUCCCGGCUGCCCGAGGCGCAGGCCAAGUACUUCGAGCUGCUGGAGUUUGUAGUCUUCAGCCUGAACUACGUCCCCUGCAAGGAGCUGUUCAGCGUUAGCGUCCUGCUCAAGUCCAGCACCUCGUACCAGUGCAGCAUCACGGCCACGCGCACCCUGCUCAAGCUGGCCCGCCACGACCCCGUCUUCAGCGAGGUCUUCCGCGAGGUGGGCCUCCUGGAGGUCCUGGUCAACCUGCUGCACAAGUACGCCGCCCUGAUGAAGGACCCCACCCAGGCCCACAACGAGCAGGGCGAGUCGAAGAACAACAACGUGGCGGAGGAGCAGAAGCAGCUGGCCUGGCUGGUGAUGGAGACGCUCACCGUUCUGCUCCAAGGGUCCAACACCAACGCAGGUCUGUUCCGGGAGUUUGGGGGUGCCAGAUGUGUCCAUAACAUAGUGAGGUACCGGCAGUGCCGCGAGCACGCUCUGAUGAUCAUCCAGCAGCUGGUGCUGUCGCCGAGCGGCGACGACGACAUGGGCACCCUGCUGGGCCUCAUGCACUCCGCCCCCUCCAACGAGCUGCAGCUGAAGACCGACAUCCUGAAGUCCCUGUUGGCGGUCCUGAGAGAGAGCCACCGAACCAGGACGGUCUUCCGCAAGGUGGGCGGCUUCGUGUACGUGACCUCCCUGCUGGUCGCCAUGGAGAGGUCGCUGUGCUCGCCCCCCAGGAACGGCUGGGAGCGGGUGAACCAGAACCAGGUGUUCGAGCUGCUGCACACCGUCUUCUGCACGCUGACGGCCGCCAUGCGCUACGAGCCCGCCAACUCCCACUUCUUCCGCACCGAGGUGCAGUACGAGAACCUGGCCAACGCCGUGCGGCUCCUGGGCUGCUUCUCCGACGCCAAGAAGCUGGGCCCGGCCGCCGCGUUCCCCUCCAACGUCCAGCCCUUCCAGAGGCUGCUGGAGGAGGAGCUCGUGCCCCUGGACACCGUGUGCCCCACCCUCAAGCACGGCAGCAAGCUGUUCGUCUACCUGUACAAGAUGGCCACCGACUCCUUUGACAGCCGUGCUGAGCAGGUGCCCCCCUGCCUGACGCACGAGACCUCCCUCCCCUCCCCCUGGGGUACCCCAGCGCUCGCCAGGAAGAGACAUGGCUACCCCGGAGUGUCCUCUGUGGCUCCCACCUUUCCCGCCAAAUCGGCAGCCGAGCUGAAGGUCCACGUGGCGAACCCUUCCCAGCAUUCCUCAGACUCUGUGGUCAUCCACCCUGGAGCGGGCCUGGCCAUGCUCGACCUCCUGGCCUCAGUCAGCUCCGACUCCCAGCCAGAGCAUGCACUGGACCUGCAGCUGGCGGUGGCCAGCAUGCUGCAGCUGCUGGUGCACUCGGAGCGGAACCAGCAGAUCAUGUGCGAGGCGGGCCUGCACUCCCGCCUCCUCCAGCGCUGCAGCUCCGCCCUCGGCGACGAGGACCACCCCCUGCACCCGCCCCUGCAGAGGAUGUUCGAGAGGCUCGCCUCACAGGCCCUGCAGCCCAUGGCCCUCAGGGAAUUCCUUCGCUUGGGCAACCCAUUGAAUUGCGGUGCCUGGGACAAGAAGCUCUUAAAACAGUAUCGCGUCCACAAGCCAAGCUCUCUCAGCUAUGAGGCAGAGAUGAGAAACAGCAUGACCAUGUCGACGGAGGGCUUCGGGCCCGACAGCGUCUUCGCCGUGAGCGAGGACAACAGCCAGUACCGCAUCAGCCGGAGCCUGGUGCGCACCGCCGAGGGCAGCACCGUGCCGCUCACCAGGGUCAAGUGCCUGGUCUCCAUGACGACGCCGCACGACAUCCGGCUGCACGGCUCGUCGGUCACGCCGGCCUUUGUGGAGUUCGACGCCUCGAUGGAAGGGUUCGGGUGUUUGUUCUUACCGAGCCUCGCACCCCACAACGCCCCGUCCAACAACGUCAACGCCUCUGGGGUCAGCGACGGGACGGUGGUCAGCGGAAUGGGCAACGGUGAGCGUCUCUUCCCCCCUCCCUCGGGCCUGACCUACUCCUCCUGGUUCUGCAUCGAGCGCUUCAGCGCCCCGCCCCACAACCACCCGGUGCGCCUGCUGACCGCCGUGCGGCGGGCCACCUCCUCGGAGCAGCACUACGUGUGCCUGGCCAUCGUCCUGUCCGCCAAGGACCGCUCGCUCACGGUUUCCACCAAGGAAGAGCUGCUGCAGAACUACGUGGACGACUUCAGCGAGGAAUCCUCCUUCUACGAGAUCCUGCCCUGUUGCGCCCGGUUCCGCUGCGGUGACCUCAUCAGCGAGGGACAAUGGCACCACCUGGUGUUGGUGAUGAGCAAAGGCAUGCUAAAGAACAGCACGGCUACACUCUACAUCGACGGGCAGUUGGUCAACACAGUCAAGCUACACUACGUUCACAGUUCACCAGGCGGUUCGGGAUCCACCAACCCCCCUGUGGUGAGCACGGUGUACAGCUACAUCGGCACUCCCCCAGCCCAGCGCCAGCCCUCCGCGCUGGUGUGGCGCCUCGGGCCCACCCACUUCCUGGAGGAGGUGCUGCCGGCCACUAGCGUCUCCGCCGUCUACGAGCUCGGCCCCAACUACGUGGGCAGCUUCCAGGCUGUCAACCUGCCCUGCAAAGACCCUAAAGGGGAAGCUCCGCCUCCAUCCCCUGUGGCCCUGGUGCCUGAAGAGAAGGUGUCCUUCAGCCUGUAUGCGCUGUCUGUCUCCUCCUUCACCGUAGCCAAGAUCAGGAAGGUCUACAACAAGCUGGACAGCAAGGCCAUUGCCAAGCAGUUGGCCGUCUCCUCCCACGAAAAUGCCACGCCAGUCAAGCUCGUCCACAACGCGGCGGGUCAUCUGAACGGCCCAGCACGCACAGUAGGCGCUGCGGUCAUCGGUUACCUGGGUGUGCGUGCGUUUGUUCCGAAGCCGGUGGCGACAAACCUUCAGUACAUCGGAGGCGCGGCAGCCAUCCUGGGCCUGGUCGCCAUGGCGUCAGACGUGGAGGGGCUGUAUGCGGCGGUCAAGGCCCUGGUGUGUGUGGUGAAGAGCAACCCAUUGGCCAGCAAGGAGAUGGAGCGCAUCAAAGGCUACCAGCUGCUGGCCAUGCUGUUGAAGAAGAAGCGCUCCUUGCUCAACAGCCACAUCCUGCACCUGACCUUCUCUCUGGUGGGAACUGUGGACAGUGGCCAUGAGACCUCCAUCAUCCCCAACUCCACUGCCUUCCAGGACCUGCUGUGUGACUUUGAGGUGUGGCUCCACGCUCCCUAUGAAUUGCACCUGUCCCUAUUUGAGCAUUUCAUUGAGCUCCUGACCGAAUCCAGCGAGGCGGCGAAGAACGCCAAGCUUCUGCGGGAGUUCCAGCUGAUCCCCAAACUGCUGCUGACCCUGCGGGACAUGUCCCUGUCCCAGCCCACCAUUGCCGCCAUCAGCAACGUCCUCAGCCUGCUGCUGCAGGGCUUCCCAAACAGCUACGACCUCCUCAGGUUCGGCCAAUUCGUCGCCUCCACAUUACCCACGUUUGCAGUCUGUGAGAAAUUUGUUGUCAUGGAGGCCAACAAUGAAGAGAAGGUAGAUGCAGGUACUGAGGAUGAUUUUGGGGGCCUUCUCUCUGCCAAUCUCAUCUUACUGAGAAACAGGCUUCUGGACAUCUUACUGAAACUGCUCUUCACUUCCAAAGAGAAAUGUGCCGUCAACACACAGGCGUGCGAGGAGCUGGUGCGCACGCUGGGCUUUGAUUGGCUGCUGAUGUUCAUGGAGGAGCACCUGCACUCCAGCAGCGUGACGGCGGCCAUGCGGGUCCUGGUGGUGUUGCUCAGCAACCAGCCCAUCCUGGCCCGAUUCAAGGAGGGGCUGUGCGGCGGGGGCUGGCUGGACCACACCGACUCCGUGCUCACCAACAAGAUCGGCACCGUCCUGGGUUUCAACGUCGGCCGAAACGCUGGAGGCAGGUCCACGUUACGGGAGAUCAACCGGGAGGCCUGCCACUUCCCAGGGUUCCCUGUGCUCCAGAGCUUCCUGCCCAAACACACCAAUGUGCCGGAGCUGUACUUCCUGCUGAUGGCCAUGUUUCUGCAGCAGCCUGUGAGCGAGCUGCCGGAGAACCUGCAGUUCUCCUCGCAGUUCGACCUGGACUCCAUCUGGACGUUCAUCUUCGGGGUGCCGGCGUCCAGCGGCGCCGUGGUGGGCUCCAUUCACAACGUGUGCACCGAGGCCGCCUUCCUCCUGCUGGCCAUGCUGCGCAGCAUGCUCAACCUGCCCUGGCAGUCGGAGGAGGAGGGCUCCUGGCUCAGGGAGUACCCCGUCACGCUCAUGCAGUUUUUCCGCUACCUCUACCACAACGUGCCCGACCUGGCGCCCAUGUGGCUCAGCCCGGAGUUCCUGUGCGCGCUGGCAGCCACCGUCUUCCCCUUCAACAUCAGGCCCUACUCUGAGAUGGUGAGUGACCUGGACGACGAGGUGGGGUCUCCAGCGGAGGAGUUCAAGGCCUUCGCCGCGGACACGGGCAUGAACCGCAGCCAGUCCGAGUACUGCAACGUGGGCUCCAAGACCUACCUGACCAACCACCCCGCCAAGAAGUACGUCUUCGACUUCAUGCGAGUGCUCAUCAUGGAGAACCUGUGCAUGACGCCUGCCACCAAGCAGACGCCAAUCGUCGACCUGCUUCUGGAGGCCUCCCCUGAGCGAUCGACUCGGACGCAGCAGAAGGAGUUUCAGUCCUACAUCCUGGACAGCGUGAUGGAGCACCUGCUGGCUGCCGACGUCCUUCUCGGCGAGGAUGCAUCCCUGCCGAUAACCAGUGGAGGGAGCUACCAGGUCCUGGUCAACAAUGUUUUCUACUUCACCCAGCGUGUGGUGGACAAGCUGUGGCAGGGCAUGUUCAAUAAGGAGUCCAAGCUCGUGGUGGAGUUCAUAGUGCAGCUCAUUGGACAAUCCAAGCGGAGGUCCCAAGGCCUGUCCCUGGACUCCAUCUACCACAGUCUGAACAGGACCAUCCUGUACCAGCUCUCCAGGCCGCACAAGACCGUCCCCCAGCAGGUGGCGCUCCUGGACUCGCUGCGCGUCCUCACCGUCAACCGCAACCUGAUCCUAGGGCCCUGCAACCACGACCAGGACUUCAUCGCCUGCCUGGCGCACUGCUUCAUCAUCCUGCACGCGGGGAGCUGCGUGGACGGCUUCGGCCUGGAGGCGGAGGCGCGCAUGACCACCUGGCACGUCAUGAUACCGUCCGACGCCGAGUCCGAUGCCACACACAGCCAGGACGUCAGCGAGGGUCGGCAGCUUCUGCUGAAGGCGGUCAACAGAGUGUGGACCGAGCUCAUUCACAGCAAGAGGCCGGUUCUGGAGGACAUAUUCAAGGUCCCCCUGCCGGCCAGCGACCGCGGUCACGUGGACAUGCUGUCCGCCCGCGCGCACAUCGAGGAGCCCGCCGCCAAGAGCUGGCUGAACCACCUGGCGCAUGAGAAGAAGUGCAUCAGCCGAGGAGAGGCGGUCGCCCCGGUAACCCAGUCCAAGCUGUCCCGGGUCAGCAGCGGGUUCGGGCUGUCCAAGCUGACCGGGUCGAGGCGCAACAGGAAGGAGACGGGCCUCAACAAGAACAACCUCUCUGCGCAGGAAACCUUCCAGUGGAUGUUCACACACAUUGCAGUUGUGCGGGAUCUGGUUGCCAUGCAGUACAAAGAGUAUCAAGAGCGGCAGCAGAACGCACUGAAAUACGUGACGGAGGAGUGGGCGGGGAUCGAGUACGAGCUCCUGAGGGAGAGGGGCCUGUGGGGCCCCCCCAUCGGGUCCCACCUGGACAAGUUCCUGCUGGAGAUGACGGAGGGGCCCUGCCGCAUGAGGAAGAAGAUGGUGCGCAACGACAUGUUCUACAUCCACUACCCCUUCGUGCCCGACACAGAGCCGGACCCCAGCUCCCAGAAACCCAUUCGCUACCGGAGGGCCAUCAGCUAUGACAGUAAGGAGUAUUACAUGCGUGUGCUGUCGGGAAAUCCAGGCAUGUACCAGCAUUCCAUCGAGCAUAGUUCUGAGGGGGAGACAACUCAGCAUGAGCCUGAACAUGGGGAGGACACCAUCGCCAGGGUCAAAGGCCUGGUGAAGCCCCCGCUGAAGCGCUCUCGCUCCACGGCGGACGGAGCGGACGAGGACGGCCAGGAUCAGCUGCAGGACCCGUCUCUGGAGUCCGGGGCCUUGGACGAGGAGGAGAAGACCGAUAACACCACCUUGCUGAGGCUGCUGGAGGAGGGGGAGAAGAUCCAGCACAUGUACCGCUGCGCUCGGGUUCAAGGCCUGGACACCAGCGAGGGCCUGCUGCUGUUCGGGAAAGAGCACUUCUACGUGAUAGACGGCUUCACCAUGACAAUCACCCGGGAGAUUCGGGACAUAGAGACUCUGCCACCAAACAUGCACGAGGCAAUCAUCCCCAGGGGGGCGCGGCAGGGCCAGAGCCAGCUGAAGAGAACGUACAGCAUCUUCGCCUACGAGGACAUCAAAGAGGUGCACAAGCGGCGUUACCUGCUCCAGCCAAUAGCCGUAGAGGUGUUUUCAGGUGAUGGGCGAAAUUACCUGCUAGCUUUCCAGAAAGGAGUUCGGAACAAAGUCUACCAGAGGUUCCUGGCAGUGGUGCCAUCUCUAGCUGACAGUUCUGAGUCUGUGUCAGGCCAGCGGCCCAACACCAGCGUAGAACAGGGGUCUGGUUUAUUGAGCACACUCGUGGGAGAGCGGUCUGUAACUCAGCGAUGGGAGAGAGGGGAGAUCAGUAACUUCCAGUACCUGAUGCACCUCAACACGCUGGCAGGCAGGUCCUACAAUGACCUGAUGCAGUACCCCGUCUUCCCCUGGAUUCUGGCCGACUACGACUCAGAGGAGCUGGAUCUAAGCAAUCCCAAAACGUUCCGUAACCUGGCCAAGCCCAUGGGAGCCCAAACGGAUGACAGGCUGACCCAGUACAAGAAGAGGUUUAAGGACUGGGAGGAUCCCAAUGGUGAAACCCCUGCCUAUCACUACGGCACACACUACUCCUCUGCCAUGAUUGUGGCGUCCUACUUGAUCCGAAUGGAGCCCUUCACACAGAUAUUCCUCAGGCUACAGGGGGGUCAUUUCGAUCUGGCCGACAGGAUGUUCCACAGCAUCCGCGAGGCCUGGAUGUCCGCCGCCAAGCACAACAUGGCCGACGUCAAGGAGCUCAUCCCUGAAUUCUUCUACCUCCCGGAGUUCCUUCUGAACUCAAAUAACUUUGACCUUGGUAGCAAACAGAACGGCACCAAACUGGGGGAUGUGAUCCUACCCCCAUGGGCCAAGGGGGACCCCAGGGAAUUCAUCCGGGUCCAUCGAGAGGCUCUGGAGUGUGAUUAUGUCAGCGCCCACCUGCAUGAGUGGAUAGACCUGAUAUUCGGCUUCAAGCAGCAGGGCCCUCCGGCCGUGGAGGCCGUCAACGUCUUCCACCACCUCUUCUACGAGGGCCAGGUGGACAUCUACAACAUCAACGACCCGCUCAAGGAGACCGCCACCAUCGGCUUUAUCAAUAACUUCGGCCAGAUUCCCAAACAGCUCUUUAAGAAGCCCCACCCUCCAAAGCGAGUUCGCAGCCGGUCGAAUGGGGAGCCGCCGGGCCUGCCUGCCUCCAUCAACACCGCUGCAGAUAAGAUCUUCUUCCACCACUUGGACAACCUGCGGCCCUCGCUGGCCCCUGUCAAAGAGCUGAAGGAGCCAGUGGGUCAGAUCGUGUGCACGGAUAAGGGCAUUCUGGCCGUGGAGCAGAACAAGGUUCUGGUGCCGCCCGCCUGGAACAAAACCUUCGCCUGGGGCUACGCUGACCUCAGCUGCAGACUGGCCAACUACGAGUCUGAUAAGGCGGUCAUUGUGUACGAGUGCCUGUCGGAGUGGGGCCCGAUCCUGUGUGCCAUCUGUCCCAACCCCAAGCUGGUGGUGACCGGGGGCACCAGCACGGCCAUCUGCGUGUGGGAGAUGGGCACCUCCAAAGAAAGAGCCAAAACCCUCACUCUUAAACAGGCCUUGCUGGGACACACAGAUGCCAUCACGUGCCUGACGGCCUCCUCUGCCUACCACAUCAUCAUCAGCGGCUCGCGAGAUCGCACCUGCAUCAUCUGGGACCUCAACAAGCUGGCCUUCGUCACCCAGCUGAGGGGUCACCGUGCCCCCGUCUCCGCCCUCUGCAUCAAUGAGCUCACGGGAGACAUCGUGUCCUGCGCAGGCACCUACAUCCACGUGUGGAGCAUCAACGGCGGCCCCAUUGUCAGCGUGAACACCUUCACCGGGCGCAGCCAGCAGAUCCUGUGCUGCUGCCUGUCCGAGAUGAACGAGUGGGACACGCAGAACGUCAUCGUCACCGGCCACUCCGACGGCGUCGUCCGGUUCUGGCGGAUGGAGUUCCUGCAGGUCCCAGAGACCCCCGCUCCGGAACCCGUGGAACCCCCCGAUGUUCCGGACUGCUGCGGAGAAGAAAAGAUAGAGGGCCGUGAAGCUCACGAUGAGGACAGCAGCGACUCUGACGGGGACGAUCAGAGCAUCAGUCAGGAGCCCAAAGCGAGGGCGGUGCCCAGCCAGCCCAGCAGUGCCAUGCCCCGGCCCAAGGGCGCCAUGGCCCGGCCCAAGGCCUCCUGGUCUGCCGACAGCAGCUCCGAAGACUCGCGCCGCUGGUCCGACACCUUGAGCCUGGACGAGAAGGACGGCUUCGUGUUCGUCAACUACUCUGAGGGCCAGACGCGCCCAGCCCUGAACCCUCACCCGCACCCGCACCCGCACCCUGCCCCACACAGUGUGGUCCCCCAACCCCUACAGCCCGCCAACAUGGAGACCCGCACCUACAACCAACUUAGACCUGGCUACAGAUGGGAGCGUCAGCUAGUCUUCCGUAGCAAACUCACCAUGCACACGGCGUUCGACCGCAAGGACAACGCCCACCCGGCAGAAAUCAGCGCGCUCGCCAUCUCUAAGGACCACAGCAGGAUCCUGGUGGGCGAUGGAAGGGGCCGGGUCUUCAGCUGGUCGGUGAGCGAGCAGCCGGGCCGAUCGGCCGCUGAUCACUGGGUGAAGGACGAGCUGGUGGACAGCUGCUCCGGCUGCGCCGUGCGCUUCUCGCUGACCGAGCGGCGGCACCACUGCAGGAACUGCGGCCAGCUCUUCUGCCAGAAGUGCAGCCGCUUCCAGUCGGAGAUCAUGCGGCUGAAGAUCUCCUCCCCCGUCAGGGUUUGUCAGAACUGUUACUACAACCUGCAGCACGAGCGCGGCUCAGAGGAAGGCCCCAGAAACUAGCCCUUCCCCAACGGUCGCUCUCACACCUCCUGUAUUUCUCUGUACCAUGUGUAAAAGCACUGCUUUAGAAGAAGGGAUCACUGCAGAAAGCCUGUUCAAUGUUUUGUGUGUUGCAGAUAAGCAUGAUGGGGACUGGGCAGUGGGGGAAAAAGGAUUCUUAAUAAUCCAGUAGCUUUUGAUCUGUUUUUUUUUUCUUUUCUUUUUUUCCCUUUUUUUUCCUCCCCUUGUUUUUGCAGUCUUUCUGUUAACGUCCACUAAACUUCAAACCACAGGCUUUUUAGAUCAAGAACUUUUUUUUUAGAUUUACGGUAUGUAAAGGCCUCCUUUAGAAGUAUGAUGAAAUUGUUUAUAUUGUAAAUAAAUACAAUGGCCUUUUUAACUCCAACAGAAAACAAAACUAUUGAAAAUGAUUCUGCCUGUUAAUAGGAAUCGUGAGGAUUCACUCUUGGCUUUAAAGAGAAAGUGUUCAGUCAAUGUCAAAUGGAGAGGGGGGACGAUGAAUGUUAAAUAAAAUGAAUAGCUUGUCUAAAAAGGAUUAAAUGCAAUUACUAUUUUAAAAGGUUUUUUGUUUACAAUAUGUAUUUUGUUAAUGUGUUGCCCACAGUAUCAAUAUGUUGUGGCCUACAAACAAAGACUUGAUUACAGUCGAAAAGUCUUCAUAGUUUUAAGGAACAAGUUGAAUAUUCAUUUUACUUUCAGUUUAAUGAUUACUGUAAAAACUACUUGCCUUUAAGGUGUGAUUGCUUUCUAAUUAUGAUGAUACUAUUCAAUUUUGCUUACAGUUUAGAUGCACAUGACUUAGUUUGCCUUCAUUUAAGGUUACGGAAGGAAAUCAAACUUCGUUAAAGGGUUCUGUGCAAAACACAAAGGCAAAUGGGAUCGUGAUGGCAAUAGUGCCUAAGAGCAGAUUCAUUCAUUCAGAUUCAGCAUUCAAAUUCAUCCAAUCGUGUUUCACCAUUCAAUGGUAGAAGAACCACUGAUGUAGUGUUUCAGGGAAGAAAUACUACAGCACUUUCCAAGUCAGCUCAAAUUACCAUUAUAGAAGCAUCACAUGAUCAAAAAUAAAUUUAGAAUCCUAGCACAUAUCAAUUGUUUUGCAUGCUCAACCAUGCUCAACCUGUUGUCUCUGAUAUGGUAAUAGAUAUGCAAAUAGGGAUUUACAUCUUUAUGACCACAAGCUGCUCCACUGAACAUAUCAUUAAACUCUUUUGUCUUUCAUCAUAUCAUGUUUCAUGCACAAUGAAUGCAGUUUUGUCAUCAGUGUUAAUGUAAUUCCAGAGUGCUCAUUUAUAAAGUAAAUGUGCGCGCGUGUGUGUGAGAGUGAGAGAGAGAGAAAGAGAGAGAGUGAGAGUGAAAGAAUGUGUCAGACCGACAUUUGGUUACCAAAACCACUGGGCAUUGUGUAACGUCACUGUAUACCACUGUUGACACAGUCAAACAAGGGAUUGUUCGCCUGUUUUGCUUAUAUGAUUAACAACUACCGUGCAUGUGCAAAAUAUUAUCGUUCUGUCUGUUUACAUUGGGUUUUAAGGAUGUAUAUGUAACAAAGUAACAAUUAGGUCGUUGCAAUUAAUGUCCAAAGAACAGUGCUUUCUCCUGUAUUUUUCUGGGGGAAAUGUAAGUAUACUUUUAGACACUUUUUAAUGUACGUACUUGUUAUGAUUUGCCCCUAAGAGGUGCAUCUUCACAUAAUUUCGUAAUGUCCAGUGCUGUGGGAAUGCAUGGAAUGCAUAAGUGGAUUAUCAUAACCUUAUGUGUCUAUUGAUUUUAUAUUUCAUAUGACAAAUUAGACAUUUCCCGUAGGUUUUGAUUUCUUCCUCACCUAAAUUGAAAUAGUGCCACAUAAAUUUAGGUUUCAUCAUGUGAACGAAAUCUGAAAUUGGAGUCAAAGUGAGAUGUGCAAUUGUUCAUCAUAAACCUUUUUUUCCUCCCUUUCUCCUUAACUGUCAUCUGUCUUUGGUACUGUGGGCAACAAGUACAUUUAAAUGCUGCUUUAACACGUAAAACUUUUUCGGCUUAUGUUUUACAGUCAGACGUGAAAUAUUUUCCUACACAUUUUGUCCCACGUGAAAUGCAGUAGUCCUUUUCCUAUGUACAGACUUAGGCAUUACUACCUUCCCUCCUCAUAGUGUAUACUCAUCAUUAUUGUUAUUCAUGUACUGUAUAUAUAUCUUGCCUACAAUCAUAACAUCAAAUUGAUUGGACAUGCUGUUGAUUGGCAGCUUCCAAAAUGAGAUGGCAACAUUGAUCUGAGGUUUGUUUUGUUUUUGGGUUUUUUUUUGUUUUUUUUUUGCACCUUCUGAUGUAUAGACUCUAAGGAACCACAAAUUAAUCAAAUGCAUUUUCAUUUCAAGUGCCAUCAUCAACAUUGCAUUUCUUUACAGAAAAUGAACUGUAUAAAGUAUUUAUGCAAUUACUUUGGUUUUUAACAUUUUUAUUAUUAUAAUUUCAGCAGGUUUUGUUACUUUUGUUACAUAUCAAUUAACAAUGGCUGACUUUCUGUGUCAGUGCAAUGUACAUUUUAUUUUGUUGGUUUCAUUCCGUACGGCAUUAACUAAUUACUUUAGCCCUAAAAAGAAGAAAGAAAAAAAAAACACUAUGUACAGCAACGACCAGAGUACAUUAAAUGGAAAGGGUGGAAUUUUGUACAAUAUAAGAAAAAUGGACUGAGGAAAUUUUUUGAUUAUUUUUGGUGGUCUUGUGCUAGACUGCAUUACAACAGUAUCUAAUGUGCAAUCUGUGAUAGCUGAAUGUUCAUUCAUUGUAUAUUUGUCUUCAAAACAACUACAGAAUCAGAAAGUAGAAUAACCCAACAAAAAUGUGUAACUUUAAUGCAAUAGAUCUGGUAUUUAACUUUUUUUUUAAAUUUCAAUUAAAAAGUCCUGCUAUUUACCACCAAGAA